AUGGCUCCGCUCGGCGCGCUGCUCGCCUGCCUGCUGCCCCUGCACUGCGCGCUCUGCGCCGCCGCGGGCAGCCCGACCCCAGAGCGGCCCCUCUCCGGACGGCUCCGUGACUAUGGUGUGACCGUGCCCCGCAGCACAGAUUUCCGCGGACGCUUCCUCUCCCAUGUGGUGUCCGGCCCGGCCGCAGCCUCUGCAGGGAGGGCGUCAGAGGACAGGCCGCCGGCACCGCCCUCACCCGCCGGCCACCCGCGGGUGGCCCGCAGCCCCCUGCGCCCCAGAGGAGCCACGCCACGGCCUGCCCGGCUCUACUUCAAUGUCACCGUGUUCGGGGAGGAACUGCACUUGCGCCUUCGGCCCAACCGGCGGCUGGUGGUGCCCGGCGCCUCCGCAGAGUGGCAGGAGGACUUCCAGGAGCUCUUCCGACAGCCCUUGCAGCAAGAGUGCGUCUACACCGGGAGUGUCACAGGCAUGCCGGGGGCGGCUGUCGCCAUCAGCAACUGUGACGGAUUGGCCGGCCUCAUCCGCACAGACGUCACUGACUACUUCAUCGAGCCCCUGGAGCGGGGGCAGCGAGAGAAGGAGGCAGGCGGGAGGACGCACGUGGUGUACCGCCGGGAAGCUGUCCAGCAGGAGUGGGCGGAGCCCGGAGGGGACCUUCACAACGAAGCCUUUGGCCCGGGCGACCUUCCCAACCUGCUGGGCCUGGUGGGCGGCCAGCUGGGAGAGGCAGAGCGGAAGCGGCGGCACGCCAAGCCGGGCAGCUACAGCAUCGAGGUGCUGCUGGCCGUGGACGACUCCGUGGUGCGCUUCCACGGCAAGGAGCACGUGCAGAACUAUGUCCUCACCCUCAUGAACAUCGUGAAUGAAAUUUACCACGACGAGUCCCUGGGGACGCACAUUAACAUUGCCCUUGUCCGCUUGAUCAUGGUUGGCUACCGACAAUCCCUGAGCCUGAUUGAGCGUGGGAACCCCUCCCGCAGCCUGGAGCAGGUGUGCCGCUGGGCCCACUCUCAGCAGCGCCAGGACCCAGGCCACGCAGAGCACCACGACCACGUCAUCUUCCUCACCCGGCAGGACUUUGGGCCCUCAGGGUAUGCACCUGUCACGGGCAUGUGCCACCCCCUGAGAAGCUGCGCCCUUAACCACGAGGAUGGCUUCUCUUCCGCCUUCGUGGUGGCCCACGAGACCGGUCAUGUCUCCUACGACUGCCUCCUGGACGACCCCUUUGCACCUGCCUGGCCCCAGCCCCCGGAGCUGCCCGGCACCGACUACUCCAUGGACGAGCAGUGCCGCUUCGACUUUGGCACCGGGUACCACACCUGCUCCGCGUUCACGACCUCUGAGCCCUGUAAGCAGCUGUGGUGCAGCCACCCUGACAACCCGUACUUCUGCAAGACCAAGAAGGGGCCCCCGCUGGACGGGACCGAGUGUGCGCCAGGCAAGUGGUGCUUCAAAGGUCACUGCAUAUGGAAGUCGCCAGAGCAGACUUACGGCCAGGAUGGCGGCUGGAGCUCCUGGACCAACUUCGGGUCCUGUUCGCGGUCGUGCGGGGGCGGAGUGCGAUCCCGCAGCCGGAGCUGUGACAAUCCCUACCCAGCCUACGGAGGCCGCCUGUGCUCAGGGCCCAUGUUCCAGUACCAGGUCUGCAACAGCGAUGAGUGCCCGGGGCCCUAUGAGGACUUCCGGGCCCAGCAGUGUGCCAAGCGCAACUCCUACUACCGCCACCAGAACGCCAAGCACAGCUGGAUCCCCCACGAGCCUGAGGAUGACAGCCAGAAGUGCGAGCUGAUCUGCCGGUCAGAGGACACGGGGGAUGUGGUCUUCAUGAACCAAGUGGUCCACGAUGGGACGCGCUGCAGCUACCGGGACCCCUACAGUGUCUGUGCCCGCGGGGAGUGUGUGCCCGUCGGCUGUGACAAAGAAGUGGGGUCCAUGAAGGCAGACGACAAGUGUGGGGUCUGUGGCGGCGAUAACUCCCACUGCCGGACUGUGAAGGGGACGCUGGGCAAGGCCUCCAAGCAGGCAGCAGCUCUCAAGCUGGUACAGAUCCCAGCCGGUGCCAGGCACAUCCAGAUUGAGGAGCUGGAGAAGGCCCCCCACCGCAUUGCGGUGAAGAACCAGGUCACAGGCAGCUUCAUCCUCAACCCCAAGGGCAAGGAAGCCGCUAGCAGGACCUUCACUGCAAUGGGCCUGGAGUGGGAGUACGCAGUGGAUGACGCCAAGGAAACCCUCAAGACGAGCGGGCCCCUGCCCGAAGCCAUCGCCGUCCUGGUGCUCCCCCCAGCGGAGGGCGGCCCCCGCGGCAGCCUGGCCUACAAGUAUGUUAUCCACGAGGACCUGCUGCCCCUCAUUGGGAGCAACAACGUUCUCCUGGAGGAGACGGACACCUACGAGUGGGCGCUCAAGAGCUGGGCCCCCUGCACCAAGCCCUGCGGAGGAGGUAUCCAGUUCACCAAAUACGGCUGUCGGCGCCGACGAGACCAUCACAUGGUACAGCGGCACCUGUGCGACCACAAGAAGAGGCCCAAACCCAUCCGCAGGCGCUGCAACCAGCACCAGUGCCCCCAGCCUGAGUGGGUGAUGGAGGAGUGGAGCACCUGCAGCCGGAGCUGUGGGAAGCUGGGGGUGCAGACCCGGGCAGUGCAGUGCCUACUGCCCCUCUCCAACGGUACCCACAAGGCCAUGCCAGCCAAAGCCUGCCCUGGGGACCGGCCAGAGGCCAGGCGGCCCUGCCUCCGAGUGCCUUGCCCAGCCCAGUGGCGGACCGGAGCCUGGUCCCAGUGCUCUGCCACCUGCGGAGAGGGCAUCCAGCAGCGGCAGGUGGUGUGCCGGACCAAUGCCAAUAGCCUCGGACAGUGCGAGGGGGACAAGCCGGACACCAUCCAGGCCUGCAGCCUGCCUGCCUGCAGAGGAAAUCUCCAGAACUCUACCGUGAAGGCUGACAUCCAGACACUCGUGACCCCACAAUCCGGGCCCCUGCAUCCUAUGAACAAAAUAACAUCAACAGAACCCUGCGUGGGGGACAGGUCGAUCCUCUGUCAGAUGGAGGUGCACGAGCGCUACUGCUCCAUCCCCGGCUUCCACCGGCUGUGCUGUGAGUCCUGCUCCAAGAAGGCCUCAGGCCCUGAUGCCAGCCUGGACCCCCGCCCGACCUCACCGCCACCCUCCUCCACUCCUGGGAGCCCCUCGCCGGGAGCCAAGGCCCCUCCAGAUGCCGUGGAGCCCACUGUGGCGUCAAUGGGCUCAGACAACCGUUCGCAUGGCCGACCCACACAGCUCCCAGGACCUCUGGGGACAAGCCCCCCAGGGACCCAGCGCCUUGGCUCUGCUCCCCAGAAACUGAGUCCCGGAGCAUUGCAGAGUACUUUCCCUAGCGCCACCCGGGGGCAGCCUUGGGGCUGGACCACUGGCCCGCCUCUGCCAGCCUCUGCGGAUAAAGGGCAACUCAGGGAAGACCUGAAGCAUCCGGGCACCAGCCUUCCAGCCACCUCCCCAGUGACAUGA
Molecule: messenger RNA, 3504 nt
Organism: Pipistrellus nathusii (Nathusius's pipistrelle)
Lineage: Eukaryota; Metazoa; Chordata; Mammalia; Chiroptera; Vespertilionidae
Source: the annotation of a GenBank genome assembly